This is a messenger RNA of Carcharodon carcharias (great white shark), 3698 nucleotides long. Its product is annotated as TLR adapter interacting with SLC15A4 on the lysosome-like. NCBI's taxonomy places the organism in Eukaryota, Metazoa, Chordata, Chondrichthyes, Lamniformes, Lamnidae. Gene Ontology annotation, biological process: regulation of toll-like receptor signaling pathway. The record is from RefSeq and is a predicted model, not a curated record. The transcript has 2 exons. The coding region runs from base 66 to 968 and encodes 300 amino acids.
AUUGAGGAGUUUCUCUCUGUUGUACAGUAUAUAAUGAGUGAAAUUCUUAUACUGCAACUGAAGGGAUGUUAAGUGAAGGUUUCAUCUGUGGAAUUCCUUACUGGAAUGAAAAUGAAAGUGAAAACAGAAUGAAACGGAAUGAGCAGAAGCAACAAAACACUUCAGAGAAUGACAUGGUUCAAGAGCUGACUUCCGUCAGUAACUUUAGGCAUUUCUCUCACCCUGAUAUACCUAAUGGAGCUCUAUCACUUUUUCAAAGGUGUAAAUCGAUUGGCAGAUCUUUCAGAUCAAGUGCACAGGGAAAAGUAAAUGCACCCUCACUACAGGUCUCAAUGGUGGCACCAAUUGCAAGGCAGAAGUCUCUUGUUGUAGAUAUUCCAAGAAGCUCCAGUGUGAACAAGGAAACCUAUUUGGUUCCGUCAUGUUGUAAAAGUAUUUGUGAUAAUUACAAUGACCUACAGAUUGCAGGAGAUCAGGUGCUGCCAAUUAAUUCAGAAACAUCUGGCCUGACAUCUCAGAGCAGCUACGAAGCAAAUAUGGUCCCAUUCUUGUAUUCGUCAGAAAUUCCACCGCCAAUGGAGUCUCCUAAACUAUCAGCAGAGUUCCCAAACAAGCCAGCCAAUAGUGACACUUCCUGUUGGCGAAUUUGCAGCGCUAGAGACAAGAGCAUCAUCCAGCACUCUCAGCCACUUACCAAUUCAAUGCUCAAUGACUAUCUUGAGCAGAAGGUUCUAGAACUGUAUAAACAAUACAUAAUGGACAGCAUGGUAAGCAAUGCAUCGCCGACAAAAAUCAUGGAAUCAGAACUUGUAAUGAGUAACGUUGACCAAAUUAGCAUGAUGAUAUCACGAGAGCAGAAUAUGGAAACUACAAAGGCGAAGGACAUGGUUAUCAGCUGCCUGUUGCGACUUGCGAGUGAAAUACAAUCGAAUGAACUCAGUACACCAAAUUUACAGAUAUCUGCUUGAAAGCAAAAACAGUUCAAAAAUUAGGUUAUCUCAGUUUUAAGUAUAAGUUAUGAAAGAUAAUUGUUAAAUUUGAGUGAGAAUGUCAUUUGUGGCUAUGCUUAUGAUUGAACAGGGAGCAAGACAUAUACAGGAUAGGGGGCUGAGAGGGUGUGAUAAUGAUUUGAAUUCUGAUGGUUUGCUUUCCUGUUGCUGAAAAUUGUUUGAAAACUGUAUUACAAUAACUUUUAUCUAUGUUGCACCUAACCUUCCCAAGAUACUUCACAGGAGCGUUGACAAAUGAAACUGAACUAUACAAGAAGAUGUUAGGACAGGUGACCAAAAGCUUGGUCCAAGAGGUUUUAAGGAGUAUCUUGAAGGGGGAGAGAGAGGAAGGGAAUUCCAGACCUGAGGGCCUUGGAAGCUGAAAAUACGGCCAACAAAGGUAGACAUAUUAAAAUAGAAGAUAUACAUUGGCCAGAAUUGGAGGUGCACAGUGAUUUCAGGUGGUUGUAGGGCUGGAGAAGGCAACAGAAAAAUUAAGGAGUGAGGCCAAGAGAAUUUGAAAACAAGGAUGAGAAUUUUAAAAUCAAAACUUUGCCAUUGUGUGAUCUAGCGUAGGUCAGAGAGUGCAGCGGUGAUUGGUGAAUGAAAUUUGGUGCAAGUUAAGAUACAAGUAACAGAACUUCAGGCAAACUUAAGUUUAUGGAUGGAAGCUAUCCAGGAGUGCAUUGAAAUGGUCAACUCCGGUGGUAACCAAAUGCAUGGAGGAGGAUUUCAACAGUGAAUGAGCUGCAAAGGUAGAUGAGUUUGGUGCUGCUAUGGAGAUGGAAAUAGACCAUCUUAGUGAUGGCGUGGAUAUGCAGUACUAAACGUUAUCUGGCCCCACCCGCCGCUGGGAUUCUGUGGAGCUGCCAAAAGUCAAUGGGCUUUUGGCUGGGCUGCCAAAUCUCCUGGGGUGUGUUCCACCAUGCUGGGGCCUGAAAAUCCUGGCCCAAGUUUGUGAGGAGUCUGAUUCAGCCUUAGACAAUUGACAUGGAGAGGGAUGGGUUGGCUAGUGUACUCUCCCACUGUACUGGUCAACAUUUAUCCCCCUACCAAUGCUUAAAACAAACUAUAUUGUCCUUUAUUUCAAUGCUUUUUGUGGAACAUCACUGUGAGUAAAUUGGCUGUUAAGUUUCUAAGAUUAAUACGGUUUAAUAGUACUUCAUUGGCUGUAAAGGACUUUGGGUUGUGUAAGGUGCUAUGUAAGUUCUUUCUACAAUCUUUCCUCAUUUUCCUAAUUUUCUGCUUGGCAGAAGCCCAAAUGCACAGGCAUCCAUUGUUGGUGGACCUUCCUUGUUGCAUCCACCCCACACAGACUGGAGGAGACACUGCCAAUAACCAUUCAGCCACUGAGAAAGGUAAAAUGGUUUUGUGCAGCAACUAAAAGAUCCUGAUGAUAGAAAGCAUGAUUGCUGUGCAGAACUGGGCACACUUUCUUCACCUACUUUUGGGGAUAAGCUACUUCUGCACUGUUGUACCUUGAGAAUGCUGGGGCCAUGAUAAUGAUCUGAACAUAGAGAAUCAAGAAUCAAGCUCAAUCACUUCAGGUGGAGUACACUCUGUGAGCACCAUGUCUAACUUGGAUUUGGGGGUGGUGGGUAGAGGAAAUUUAGCCCCAAUGUUCCCCAUUUUUUCCAAAGAAACUUUUCAAGAAAGUGAUAGGGACAAUAAUAUUGCUUUAAAUACACCUUAACAUUAAUGUAAAUAGUUUGGUGUUUAACAUUUAAAACUGCUCUGAACAACUUGAAGUUCAUUUUUGAAUUUUAAAGAUUGCCUGAGUCACGUGUAUAUCAAGUCAUGCAAGUUAAAAUGUUACCUGUUUGAAAACUUUCAUGUCACAAUGGGUUAUAAUACUGUCCCUUCAUCUCUGGGACAUGGGGUAGAAUUUUAUGCUCAGCUUGUGGGUAUGUGCUUGACACGCUCAAGCGUGAAAUAGUGCACGAUGACCGAGCACUCGUGUAAUAUUUCAGUCGGUGCAAGCGCGCGAGAGUCAGCAGCGCACCUGCCAAUCAUGGCUGCCCGCCAACUCAAAAAUUCUACCCAUGAAAUUGAAUCCAGUUGCAAGUGUCUUCCCAAUUCAACGUGGGCUGCAGUGAUUCAAGAUGGUAGCUCACCACCACCUUCUCAAGGGCAAUUAGGGAUGGACAAUAAAUGCUGGCCUAGCCAGCAAUACUUCAAGUGGAUACAAGUCAAUUGCAGAAAGUUACCCCUUAUGUUUGCACAAAUUUGCAAUCUCAGGGAGAUGGUGUUGCCAGCAAGCAAUAUCAGUGCUAUAGAAACUGAAGCUAGAGUGCCUCCAAGAAAGAAUAAAAAUUAGAUUGGUUAUUCCACAGGUAUCUCACUUAUACUAGACAUAACAUUAUUUUAGUUUGAUGUUAUGUGUUGCCCUCAGUGAAGAGAUGUGCUGUAUGGCUUGCAGCUAUAAAACUGCAAGUAAUUCACAGACUGGACAAAGAAUUGUUAGACAUAUACUUAGAGCAACAAAAUGCUCUUAAAAAUAAAAUAAUGUAUAUUGGACUUUACAAUAAACAAUUCUUAUUUAAUGGUAUUUUCUAUUAUGUGAUUAUAUAAUUAAUGAGCAUUAAAAAGAAGAUUGGAUUGAUUCCUGAUGGGGAGGCAGUAGCAGAAACUAAAUUUAAAUAGUUAAAAGAUAAGGCAUGGUCUAAAUGAGUCUUGAAACAGGAUCUUGAAUGCCCUUUUUCUUGAAUG